Drosophila ficusphila is the source of this 1528-nucleotide messenger RNA. Its product is annotated as protein YIPF1. Bases 117 to 1166 code for a protein of 349 amino acids. The record is from RefSeq and is a predicted model, not a curated record. Gene Ontology annotation, molecular function: small GTPase binding. Lineage: Eukaryota; Metazoa; Arthropoda; Insecta; Diptera; Drosophilidae. Gene Ontology annotation, biological process: vesicle-mediated transport. The transcript has 4 exons. Gene Ontology annotation, cellular component: membrane; Golgi apparatus.
ACCUAUCGAUAACCGAUAGCCCUUCGCUGCCAGCAAAUUUUUUUGGGGCCAAGUGGAAAAUACGUGUAAUAUUUACAAGUAUCGAACUGAAAGCCCAUUAGCUUAGACUGAGCCAAAUGGAGACGCCCACGGCAGACGAUCUGCUGCAAUUCCGCGACUAUAGCGGCGGUGCCCCGGCCCAAAUCAAUGUGAACUCCCCGACUCACAGUGGAUCUGGUGGUUCUAGUGGUUCCGGUGGUGCCAACGCACAGCGUCAACGCGGCGAUCCGCUGGCGGAUCUGAUCUACGACAUGAGCACCUCGGCCCAAGGACUUUCCGGCGGUGGAUCCUCCGGCGGAGGUGGUUCCCAGCCGCAGAACUCCUCAUUGGACGGAUCCGGCGGCGGUGGUGCACGUCUUUCCUUCCUGACCAUCGAAUACUAUCAGCAGUUCUUCAACGUGGACACCUACAUGGUCCUCGAGCGGAUCGCCAACUCCAUGAUACCCAAAAGGGCAGCUGGCAACUAUCUGCGGAUGAACAUCGGAGAGAACCCGGAUCUGUAUGGUCCAUUCUGGAUAACAGUCACCUUGAUAUUUUCGAUAGCCAUUAGUGGCAACAUAGCCAGUUACUUGCACCAUGCCAGUGAUGGCUACUACUGGCACUACAACUUCCACCUGGUUUCCUACGCGGCCACUUGCAUCUUCAUGUACGCCAACCUCUUGCCGGCCGUUUUGUGGGCCUUGUUCAAGUACAGCCUGAAGCCCGUUGAUUCGGCGGACGCCGUUGAAACAGACAGCGCCACCUACACUCCGAGUCUCCUGUCGCUGAUGUGCAUCUACGGAUACAGCCUGGCCAUAUAUAUACCCGUCUCCAUUCUCUGGGUGAUCAAUAUAUCGCUGCUGCAGUGGCUCUUGGUAAUCACGGCCGCCUUGCUUUCGGGCACGGUUUUGAUUGCCGUACUGACGCCUGCACUGCGGAACUCGCAGUUCUCGCUAUUUCUCAUCAUCGGUAUCCUGAGUGCCCAUGUGGUGCUGGCCGCUGGAUUUCUGCUGUACUUCUUUCACAGUCCCCCCGAGUCGCCAUUGGCUGCAGUUGCUCCGACAUCAGCUGCACCUGCUGCUGCGGCAGGCCUGAAAGCCGUGACCCAGGCGGCUCUGAACGCAGUCCAAGGCAACCAGACCCACUAGGAAGCAUUCCAAUGAAGCCAGUUCGUCGCCGUCGCAGACACUUGUUGUAUAUUAAGUUGUCCCUAUUAUAUAAUAUUCGUAGGAAGGCCAAUGCUUGGGUUCAUUUGUUUCAGGAUUAAUCCACUGAAGCGUCUGAGCCAAAGCUUUCCGCUUUUGUGCUUUGUAUUGACUUUCUUUAACAUCUGGCGACUGUAUAUUUAUAUUUAAUUAGUGGUAGAAGUACGUGUAAUACCAAAAAAGAAAAGAAAACAAUCGCAAGAACUUAUUGCUGGGGUAGUAAACGAUUUCAAAUUUUUGUCGAAGAAGGAACAGAAGAAUAUGUUUAUCAUGCCAUCAUUAAAUUGUAAAUAUAAUCCAAUAUA